Messenger RNA from Cuculus canorus (common cuckoo), 9292 nucleotides. It is a transcript of the gene UNC13A, whose product is annotated as unc-13 homolog A. Gene Ontology annotation, molecular function: calmodulin binding; syntaxin-1 binding; phospholipid binding. NCBI's taxonomy places the organism in Eukaryota, Metazoa, Chordata, Aves, Cuculiformes, Cuculidae. Gene Ontology annotation, cellular component: synaptic vesicle membrane; terminal bouton; presynaptic active zone cytoplasmic component. Gene Ontology annotation, biological process: synaptic transmission, glutamatergic; synaptic vesicle priming; neuromuscular junction development. Bases 124 to 5280 code for a protein of 1718 amino acids. The transcript is spliced from 42 exons. The record is from RefSeq and is a predicted model, not a curated record.
UGGAGCUGACGUCAGGCGCUGUCCCUGGUGCUGAAGCAAGAUGGCCGCCCGCUAAGGCGAGCGGGGCGGGAGCGGUGGCGGCCGGCGCACACCACCACCCCCCUCCCCUCCCCGGCCGAGACGAUGUCGCUGCUCUGUGUCCGAGUUAAAAAGGCCAAGUUUGACGGGCCCCAAGAGAAGUUUAACACCUACGUGACACUGAAGGUGCAAAAUGUCAAGAGCACAACCAUCGCAGUGCGGGGCAACCUGCCCUCCUGGGAGCAGGACUUCAUGUUUGAGAUCAACCGGCUCGACCUGGGCCUGACGGUAGAGGUGUGGAACAAGGGGCUGAUCUGGGACACCAUGGUGGGGACAGUGUGGAUCCCUCUCCGAACCAUCCGGCAGUCCAACGAGGAGGGCCCUGGGGAAUGGCUCACACUUGACUCCCAGGUCAUCAUGACCAACAAUGAGAUUUCAGGCACCAAGGAUCCCACUUUCCACCGUAUCCUCCUUGACACCCGCUUCGAGCUGCCGUUGGAUAUCCCUGAGGAGGAGGCCAGAUAUUGGGCCAAGAAGCUGGAGCAGCUCAAUGCCAUGCGGGACCAGGAUGAUUAUGCCUUUCAGGAGGAGCAGGAAAAGCCUCUGCCUGUUCACAGCUCCCAGUGCUGCAACUGGAAUUAUUUUGGCUGGGGAGAACAGCAGAAUGAUGACCCUGACAGCACGGUGGAUGACCGGGACAGCGAUUACCGCAGUGAGACCAGCAACAGCAUCCCACCACCAUACUACACCACCUCGCAGCCCAAUGCCUCCGUCCACCAGUACCCCAUGAGGCACCAGCAGCAGAGCUCCCACGACUCCUACACUGACUCCAUGCAGAGCUACAAGAUGGAUUACUCAGACGAGCGUCCCAUCAGCCCCACAGGGAGCAGCCACUAUGCUUCGUCGGCAGAGCUGAGCCAAGGUAGCUCCCAGCUGAGCGAGGACUUCGAGAACGAGAGCCUGCGAGACUCAGAGCUGGAUGAGCGGGAUGGCGACUCCUACCACUCCUGCCAUAGCUCUGUCAGCUACCGCAAGGACUCGCCCCACUGGGAGGAGGAGGAUGACGACCUCUAUCUGGAAGAAGAAGAGGAGGAGGAUGAGUUCAAUGAGGACUACAGUGAGAAUGAGGAAGGCUACCCCAAGGAGGAAGAGGAGGAGGACCUGCAGGAGCAGGACACCUAUGAAGCCCUUGAGCAUGAUGCCUACCCUCUGUCGCAGAAACUCCCUAGGCAGCAGCAGCAACAGCUCCCACAGCAGCAGCAGCAACCCCAGCAGGUCCCACAGCUGAAGCCACAGCAGCAGGAGAGGAAGGAGGAGAAGAAAGAGGAGAGGAAAGAGGAGAGGAAGGAGGAGAAGGACACCUCUGCCCCCCAAGAAACCCCAGAGGCUCUCCAAGCCCAGCGGGGAGCAGAUGAAGCUCCCUUGCCAGAGGCAGGCCCUGAACCUGAGUCCUUGAAACCAGCUGAGAGGGAGCAGGCGGAGGCGGAGGUGCAGGACCCCAAAGCACGAGCCAAAGCCAACUGGCUGAGAGCCUUCAACAAGGUCUGCAUGCAGCUGCAGGAGGCCCGCGGGGAAGGCGAUGGAGAAGCUAAAUCCCUCUGGUUCAAAGGCGGGCCUGGUGGUGGGCUGAUCAUUAUAGACAGCAUGCCAGACAUACGCAAGCGAAAACCCAUCCCCUUAGUUAGCGAUUUGUCCCUGGUCCAGUCCAGGAAAGCAGGAAUCACGUCUGCGCUGGCCUCAAGCACCUUGAACAAUGAGGAGCUGAAAAAUCAUGUUUACAAGAAGACCUUGCAAGCCUUAGUGUAUCCCAUCUCCUGCACGACGCCCCACAACUUUGAGGUGUGGACGGCUACCACCCCCACCUACUGCUACGAGUGCGAGGGGCUACUCUGGGGCAUUGCCCGGCAGGGCAUGCGCUGUGCCGAGUGUGGGGUCAAGUGCCAUGAGAAGUGCCAGGACCUGCUCAAUGCUGACUGCCUGCAGAGGGCAGCAGAGAAAAGCUCCAAGCAUGGAGCGGAGGACCGGACCCAGAAUAUCAUCAUGGUGCUCAAAGACCGCAUGAAGAUCCGAGAACGCAACAAACCAGAGAUAUUUGAGCUGAUCCAGGAGGUGUUUGGGGUCACCAAGACCACGCACACACAGCAGAUGAAAGCAGUGAAGCAAAGUGUCCUGGAUGGUACCUCCAAAUGGUCAGCCAAGAUCAGCAUCACGGUUGUUUGUGCCCAGGGCCUGCAAGCAAAGGAUAAGACGGGUUCCAGUGACCCAUAUGUCACCGUCCAGGUUGGAAAGACCAAAAAACGGACUAAAACUAUCUACGGCAAUCUAAACCCAGUCUGGGAGGAGAACUUCCAUUUCGAGUGCCAUAACUCCUCUGACCGCAUCAAGGUCCGUGUCUGGGAUGAGGAUGACGACAUCAAGUCCCGUGUCAAGCAGCGCUUCAAGAGAGAGUCUGAUGACUUCCUGGGCCAGACGAUCAUUGAAGUCAGGACCCUAAGUGGGGAGAUGGACGUCUGGUACAACCUCGACAAGCGGACAGACAAAUCAGCUGUGUCAGGAGCCAUCCGGCUGCACAUCAGUGUGGAGAUCAAAGGCGAGGAGAAGGUGGCUCCCUAUCACAUACAGUACACCUGCCUGCACGAGAACCUAUUCCACUUUGUGACGGAUUUACAAAACAACGGGGUGGUGAAGAUCCCUGACGCCAAGGGGGAUGAUGCCUGGAAAGUCUACUUUGAUGAGACCGCACAGGAGAUCGUAGAUGAGUUUGCCAUGCGCUAUGGGGUGGAGUCCAUUUACCAGGCCAUGACGCAUUUUGCUUGCCUUUCCUCUAAAUACAUGUGCCCGGGGGUGCCAGCGGUGAUGAGCACCCUGCUAGCCAACAUCAAUGCCUACUAUGCCCACACCACGGCUUCCACCAAUGUCUCAGCCUCUGACCGCUUUGCCGCUUCCAAUUUCGGGAAGGAGCGGUUUGUCAAACUCCUUGACCAGCUGCACAACUCACUGAGGAUUGACCUUUCCAUGUACAGGAACAACUUUCCUGCCAGUAGUCCAGAACGGCUGCAGGAUCUCAAGUCCACAGUGGAUUUGCUGACCAGCAUCACCUUCUUUCGGAUGAAGGUCCAGGAGCUGCAGAGCCCCCCACGAGCCAGCCAGGUGGUGAAGGACUGCGUGAAAGCCUGCCUCAACUCCACCUAUGAGUACAUCUUCAACAACUGUCAUGAGCUGUACAGCCGCGAGUACCAGACAGACCCGACUAAGAAAGGAGAGGUGCCCCCCGAGGAGCAGGGCCCCAGCAUCAAAAAUCUGGACUUCUGGUCCAAGCUCAUCACCCUGAUAGUCUCCAUUAUCGAGGAGGACAAGAACUCCUACACGCCCUGCCUGAACCAGUUCCCCCAGGAACUAAACGUGGGGAAGAUCAGCGCUGAGGUGAUGUGGAACCUCUUUGCUCAGGACAUGAAGUAUGCGAUGGAGGAGCACGACAAGCAUCGCCUGUGCAAGAGCGCAGACUACAUGAACCUGCAUUUCAAGGUGAAGUGGCUGUACAACGAGUACGUCACUGAGCUGCCCUCCUUCAAGAGCCGUGUGCCUGAGUACCCCACCUGGUUCGAGCCCUUCGUUAUCCAGUGGCUGGAUGAGAAUGAAGAGGUGUCACGGGAUUUCCUGCAUGGAGCGCUGGAGAGGGACAAGAAGGAUGGGUUUCAGCAGACGUCAGAGCACGCACUCUUCUCUUGCUCCGUGGUGGAUGUCUUCUCCCAGCUCAACCAGAGCUUUGAGAUCAUCAAGAAGCUCGAAUGCCCUGACCCCCAGAUUGUUGGGCACUACAUGCGAAGGUUUGCCAAGACCAUCAGCAAUGUGCUACUCCAGUAUGCUGAGAUCAUCUCCAAGGAUUUUGCCUCGUACUGCUCCAAGGAGAAAGAGAAAGUGCCCUGCAUCCUGAUGAACAACAUUCAGCAGCUCCGCGUCCAGCUUGAGAAGAUGUUUGAAGCCAUGGGUGGGAAGGAGUUGGACACAGAAGCCAGUGACAUCCUCAAGGAACUGCAGGUGAAACUCAACAACGUCCUGGAUGAUCUGAGCAGAGUCUUUGCCACCAGUUUCCAGCCACACAUUGAAGAGUGCGUGAAGCAGAUGGGCGACAUCCUGGGCCAGGUGAAGGGCACCGGCAAUGUCCCUGCCAGCACAUGCAGCAGUGUCGCACAGGAUGCUGACAAUGUCCUGCAGCCCAUCAUGGACCUUCUGGACAGCAACCUGACGCUCUUUGCCAAGAUCUGUGAGAAGACGGUGCUUAAGCGGGUGCUGAAGGAGCUCUGGAAGCUAGUGAUGAACACGAUGGAGAAGACCAUCGUCCUGCCCCCGCUUACUGACCAGACGGGCACGCUCUUGAGAAAACAUGGCAAAGGGACAGAAAAGAGCAGGGUGAAGCUGCCCAGUCACACUGAAGGCACACAGAUGAUUUUCAACGCAGCCAAGGAGCUGGGGCAGCUCUCCAAGUUGAAGGACCACAUGGUGCGGGAGGAAGCCAAGAGCUUGACCCCAAAGCAAUGUGCAGUGGUGGAGCUGGCGCUGGACACCAUCAAGCAAUACUUCCAUGCUGGUGGUGUGGGGCUGAAGAAGACAUUCCUGGAGAAGAGCCCCGACUUGCAGUCGCUGCGCUACGCCUUGUCCCUCUACACCCAGGCCACUGAUCUCCUCAUCAAAACCUUUGUGCAGACCCAGGCUUCGCAGGGCUCUGGUGUGGAUGACCCUGUUGGUGAGGUGUCCAUCCACGUGGAGCUCUUCACCCAUCCUGGCACUGGUGAACACAAGGUCACUGUUAAAGUGGUGGCUGCGAAUGAUCUCAAGUGGCAGACAUCGGGCAUCUUCCGGCCCUUCAUCGAGGUCAACAUCAUUGGGCCCCAUCUCAGUGACAGGAAGAGGAAAUUCGCCACCAAAUCCAAGAACAACAGUUGGGCCCCCAAGUACAAUGAGAGCUUUCAGUUCACACUGGGAACGGAGACAGGCCCUGAAUGCUACGAGCUGCAGGUGUGUGUGAAGGAUUACUGCUUUGCCCGGGAGGACAGGACAGUGGGCAUUGCUGUCCUGCAGCUCCGCGAUAUCCUGCAGCGACCUGGUUGUGCCUGCUGGCUACCCCUGGGCCGCCGCAUCCACAUGGAUGACACUGGCCUCACUGUUCUCCGCAUCCUCUCCCAACGCAACAAUGACGAAGUGGCCAAGGAGUUUGUGAAGCUCAAGUCGGACACACGCUCAGCCGAGGAGGGCAGCAGUUAAAGCCCUUCUGCCUCCCAUCCCCCUCCCCCCAUUCCUGGCCGCUUUUCUACAGCCUCCUCCAGCCAUGUAUAAGCCAUAAGAGAGGCCACAAGAGGAAUUUCCUUCCCAGCUCUGGGUGGGUGAGGGGGAUGUGGCUGUGUGACAGGCACACUCAGCCCUCCCUUGUCCACACUGGCUGGUGACAGUGGUGCAGAGCAUGGCCAUGCCCCUGCCCAACUCUGAUGGGAAGGUGCUGGGACUGGUAGGGCUGCAAGAAAGGGCUGAACCCCUGACUGGGCAAUGAGACAGAUCUGCACCUUCCCAGCCUGUCUGAGUGGGAGGAACCCAAACGGCCCACCCGCACCCUGCCCUGUGCUACCCAGCCUCAAACCUCAUUGAGUGACAGAGGGAAAGGGCUGUCUCAUCCUGCCCAGGGAUGUUAGUGAGUGGCUGGCAUAGCAUGAUGGCCCCUUGUCAUAGCAUGAUGGCCCUAAGGCAUCACCAGUUGCCCAGAGGGGCAGGGAGGCUCCCACCUGCUGGGCACCCUGUACAUAUGUAAAUAGGUGUACAUAGACGGGGCAGCCAGACGCCAAGGCCGUGUCCUGCACCCGGAAGGGCUAUUGGGUCUGUUGGGUCGGUUCCCCUCCCUGGCUGGCAGUGGCAUCACCGGGGCCGGGAGUGGCAGGGAGUAGCCCCCGGCCCAUAUCCUGUCUUCCCUGCCUUUCUGCCACUGUAGGCUGUCCCACUGCCAUCCCCAGGGUGCCAGGCCUUGGUGGCAAGGGCUGAGGCACUGGAACAGAUGGACCUGUCUCCCUUUGCUCUGGCCAGUGGUGACAGCCACCCCUGUGCAGUACAGCAGUGUCCAUGGGACCUCCUUGGCGCAAGACCUCUCCGCCCCCCCUGCCCAGAGGAUUCCCUCCGUCCAGUUUCCCAUUAACCACCAUUUCUGUGUUAUCAGUGGUGUGCGUGUCUUGUGCGAGUGCCCAGAAGGCCAGGGUGUGUAGUGUCAGGGAUGGCCACCCCAGCUGGCCAGCUUGCCAUAAGUACUGGGAAAGACAGAGGCCUGAUGACCCCACAAGUCAAUAUACCUCUCUCAGCCCCCUCCCCAUCCCCAAACAGGGUACUCCAACUGGCCCCCAUGCUCCUUUUUCUAUAGGGUUUGCCUGGGACCAAAGGGUUGAGCUUUCCUCUCUUGUUUCUGUUCAAUGUUUACACCCCUUUUCUAACCACUGCUCCCACAUGGCCAAGCUGGGGCUCAGCCCAGCAUCCCUUGAUGUGGUGCCCCUGGCCCUGUGCCCUGUCCCCAGACUAUCCUGUUUGGCAUGUGAUUGAACCGACCAAUUCUGCUCCUGUAGCACACGUGUCACUGAUGCCUGUGUGUCUGUACCACCCUGUGCGGCACCGCUGCCGGCGGCUACCAUGGAUGCAUGACAGUGAGAUGUUUUGCACUAUUUUGAAAUUUUUGGGCUCUGUAAAAGUAUUUUAUUAUAACUGACAUUAAAAAGAACACCCUUCACUGUGGCUGCUGUGGAGUGCAGGAGGACAGGUGCCCAGGGGUUCUUCAUCCCCUUACACUUUUAGGGUUAACAUCAAGAAUAAAUAGCCCAGGGCUUCAGCAGCUCUGUCCACACUUGGUCUCCAUGAGGGCUCUUCAUCAUAGAAUCACAGAAUGGCAGAGGUUGACAGGGCCCUCUGGAUUUCAUCCAGUCCAACCACCUGGCUAAAGCAGGUUCAUCUUGAGCAGGUUGCACAGGAAUGCAUUCAGGUGGGUUUUCAAUAUCUCAAGAGAAGGAGACUUCAAACCCUCUCUGCCUAUUCCAGCACUCCAUCACCCUCAAAGCAAAGAAGCUUUUCCUCAUAUUCAGAUGGAAUAUUCAGGUGUAUUCCAGUUUGUGCUCAUUGCCCCUAGUCCUGUCACUGGGCAUCAAUGAAAAGAAUCUGGGCCAUCUCCUUGACACCUGCCCUUUAGAUAUUCAUAGAUGUUGAUGAGAUCUUCUCUCAGUCUCUUCUCCAGGCUAAACACAGGUCCCUUGGCCUUUUCUUAUAAGAGAGAUGCUCCACUUCUCAUAUGCGUGGCCUCUAGUGGACUCUCUCCAGCCAUUCCUUGUCUUUCUUCGACUGGGGAGAGCAGAAAUGGAUGUAGGACUCCAGAUGAGCCUCCCUGGGGCAGCGCAGAGGAGAACCUCCCUUGCCCUGCCCUGGGUAAGAGCUGAUUUCUUUAAUUGCCUCUACUAGUUUAUUUUAAAAUGCCUUAAAGACUUACCUUGAAAAGGAACUGCUGCAAACCUGAGGUUUUAGGCACUCUACCUGCUGCAAACCUGAGGUUUUAGGCACUCUACCCUCUGCUGUGCUGAUUGUGGGAAGGUGUGGUUGGACAGGGAUGGAAGCAGCUCUCACUUUUUGCUCUGGGUCAGCUGGAGGUGGGGGAAGAAGAGAUCAUCCCGAACUGUGUCUGAAUGCUAAGAGUUCACCCAGUGGUUAUUCCAGCAAGGGUCUUUUAGACCAGUCAGCCCCUAGACCCAUCUCCAGAGCGCUCCAGGGAAGAAAACUACGCAUGUGGCAUUUCCAGAGCAGAAGCUAUACGGGUGCCCUGAGCCUCCUCGCUGCAUGCCUAGCAUGCAAAUGCAUGUGGACUCUCAGCUGUAAAUAACACACGCAGGAGAGCACGUGAUGCACCUGCUGCUUCUCGGGCGAUGACUGCAAAGAGACCACAAGCCGAGAGCCACCAUCACUAGGUCUUAGGGGGAUGAUAGCCUUUUUUUUUUUCUUUUUCUGGUCUUUCUUUUUCUCCUUUCCUUCUCUCCCCGUCUACUUCAGUUCUCAGCAAAUACAGGGUAUGUAGUUCAUGGUUUACAGAUCUCCCUGCAGAGCGACUGUGGUUGGUGCAGAAGCCUUGUCCAAGGCAUUGUUGGCGUCUGGAAUUCUGCUGAGUUUGAAGGAAAGUCAAUAUUUGAUUUGAUAACCUUGUCUAGGUUGCCCUCCGUUGUAGUGACUGGAUCUGACCAAAGGGAUCUGAACAGGCUGGGCUGCUGGGCUGAGACCAGUGGCAUGAGGUUUAACAAGGCCAAAUGCCGGGUCCUGCACUUGGGGCACAAUAGCCCUGUGCAGCUACAGACUAGGAGAAAUACGGCUAGAAAGCUGCCUGGAGGAGAAGGAACUGGGGAUGUUGGUUGACAGCGACUGAACAUGAGCCAGCAGUGUGCCCAGGUGGCCAAGAGGGCCAAUGGCAUCUUGGCUUGGAUCAGAAAUGGUGUGGCCAGCAGGAGCAGGGAGAUGAUUCUUCUGCCCCUGGACUCGGCACUGGUAAUGCCACACCUUGAAUCCUAUGUUCAGUUCUGGCCACUUGCUACAAGAAGGAUGUUGAGGCUCUGGAGCGUGUCCAGAGAAGAGCAAUGAAGCUGGUGAAGGGGCUGGAGAACAAGUCUUACGAGGAGCGGCUGAGAGAGCUGGGGCUGUUUAGCUUGGAGAAGAGGAGGCUGAGGGGAGACCUUAUUGCUCUCUACAACUACCUGAAAGGAGGUUAUAGAGAGGAGAGUGCUGAGCUCUUCUCCAAGUGACAGGUGAUAGGACAAGGGGGAAUGGCCUCUGACGUGUGGGAAUAAUUUUAGAACUCGGGAAAAGUUAUAAAGCAGGUAUGUUUAUUUGAUGCAUCAGAUGCAAGGGGGAUGGCUCCACCUAGCUUGCACACCAAGAAACGAGUCACCUAUUUAUUACACUAAAGCAUGCAUACUCAUUAAAUUUCCUGGAACAGGUGUGUUUAUUAUAAUCAUUCCCUGGAAUUUAUUUACACGUGUUCCCUCCCUUUGGCACAUGCGCUCUGCCCUCUGAGGGUCUUGGGCUGGGGGCUUCUGGAGAAAGUCUCACAGUCUUCUUCACAGUGAAUUUUUCAACUUUCCUUCUUGCGAAUGCUCUUAGACAGCUUGGGCAUCUCUUCAAGGUUAUAUCUGGUCCUAGCUGGUUCUUCUUCCUCUUAUUAUUGCAUUAGUCCUUGUUAUCUGGCUUAAUGAGAUACAGUCACAUUCUUUUCCAUUCU